CAUGGAUCUGCUCACUGUGGAGCAAGUCGUUUUGAUGGGGGAUCUCGAUGUCUUGCACUUGCCUGCAGAAUAUUAUAUCACCCUUGCCGGGCCAGCCUUCACCCCUGCGGUUGAACUGAAAGGGAAACUGAAAAGGACGGUUGAAAGACAACCACAACCACAGAACCCGCCGCAAGCCCGCUAGCCACGGAAAGGAAGCCCCGAAAAGCUCAGCUUCAAGACCGGUGCAUUCGCACAAGAGGCGGUCAUGUGCUCUCCUACAUACAUACCUCUACCCUCGUUACCACCUAGAGCAGAUCACGGGGCAUUUGUUGUUUUUCUGCACCAUCCGCCCUCCACAUCUGCCAAGACCCCCUUUUCCACAUCCGACACUGUUUUGCGGGGAGCCCGUUGGGCCCUGGUCGGGCUCCCUGUUCCGCAUGUACCUUUCACGAGCAUCACCCCCGUAUAUCGACAGCGACAAAGCACGUAUCUACCGCACUGUACCUCUGCACCGAGGUGCAACAGUGCUGGGUGCAGGUUGUCGACAACACAGAGACUAGGUGGUCUAGAUUUUAUUUGGUUAUCAUCCGCAAGUGCCGUCUCCGAACCCUUCCCAAUGACACAGAUAGAAGCCCAUUGUCGGUACACAGUGUUUGCCAGCACUUUUUCCAACCCGCGCAUCUUUUCCAUCAUAGAGCCCUUUUCUUCUGUCCCAUUUGUCUGCGGCGCAAAUGAAUGGCCUGACGUGUUUGUAGAGGCCAAUGCCAAACCACUCACUCAUGAUGUUCCUCUCGAAUGACGCCCGCUGCUCGACUCAAUGUCUCCAGACCCAGGAAGCCAAACUGGUGCCAGAGCUCUACAUAUCUAUUUUUGCGUUUUGAAUCCCCUUCUUGCUCAGUGGAGCUCUGCUAUGUAUCUGGAACAUGGAGCACCCCUGGAGUUAUGCGAAGCUAUCCAAGACGCUCUCC
Messenger RNA from Lasiosphaeria miniovina, 950 nucleotides. RefSeq lists its product as uncharacterized. The transcript has a single exon. Lineage: Eukaryota; Fungi; Ascomycota; Sordariomycetes; Sordariales; Lasiosphaeriaceae. The record is from RefSeq and is a predicted model, not a curated record. Bases 248 to 781 code for a protein of 177 amino acids.